AUGACGCAGCGGCAGGACGACUUCAACUGCGGUAACGAGGCUUCGCAGGCCCAGGCUACGAGCUUUGCUGCAAAGAAGCCACCACACAGCGGUCUAUCCCUGACAUCCAGUGCAACAUCAGAAGAGCCAAAUCGAUGUGGAGGUCUCACUCAAGAAACCAUUGUACAGCAGAAACCUUUCGUGGCGGGAUAUCUUGCGAGCAAGGUGGGCUACCGCAAGGUGACUCGGAUGCGGAUGCCGAAGAGGACCGGCGGCACAGCGAGGCACCGUCGUGCGCCGGGAGAACAAAGCUUGUCGGACCGAGGUUGUGGGAUUUCCUGCACUGCAGCCAUGCCACUGCGGAAGAUCGGCGACAACAACCCGGGAAACACUAGAGGAGCGAAUGCGAUGUGGAUGCCUCCCGCAAGAAACCCCUGUGAAGCCAUUCGACGGGGAGGUCGGUUUACCCUGGUCCCGCAAGUGUCCUGCUCCUGGGCCCAAGCAGGUGUUUGUGCCCCUUCACAUCAAUCCCAGGUACCAGAUAAGCCACAGUCGUCGAGCCCCAAAAGGAAGCCAUUGGAGGAGAUGUGACUGGUGUGAAGUUCUCGCGGUUACAGUCCACAACAACCAGGGCAAAUGGCGCUGCAGUAAACGGCCUUGAUUAUGCGCCUAUGUUUCGACUGUUCAACAAUAACCGGAGAUUGCAAA
Rhipicephalus microplus (southern cattle tick) is the source of this 687-nucleotide messenger RNA. RefSeq lists its product as uncharacterized. The record is from RefSeq and is a predicted model, not a curated record. NCBI's taxonomy places the organism in Eukaryota, Metazoa, Arthropoda, Arachnida, Ixodida, Ixodidae.